Molecule: messenger RNA, 2766 nt
Organism: Acipenser ruthenus (sterlet)
Lineage: Eukaryota; Metazoa; Chordata; Actinopteri; Acipenseriformes; Acipenseridae
Product: protein sprouty homolog 4-like
Exons: 2
Coding region: 202-1146 (314 amino acids)
Biological process (GO): negative regulation of fibroblast growth factor receptor signaling pathway; negative regulation of Ras protein signal transduction; multicellular organism development
Cellular component (GO): membrane; cytosol
Source: RefSeq, a predicted model, not a curated record
AGCAGUUGCAACAUCGUAGCAAAAACCCUGUGUCCCCGCUGCACUGCAGUUCGAGAAGACUCUUAGCACGGAUUUCUAUUUUUGGUGUUUUUUCUAUACCAUUACCUAUAUCUUUGGAAUACUGAUUACACCCAUUGGAAAUUAAGGACAUGUUUCGUUUUUCUAAAUAAAGGAUUUUAAAUGCUCUACACUGCGUGAUAUAUGAAGGACAAGCAGCUGCAGAUGGAGCCCAGGAUUCCACACCACAUCUCUGGAGUUUCUUCUUCGGUUAUGGUACAGCCUUUACUAGACGGCCGGGUGCCCUAUGGCCGGCUGCAGCAACCCCUGACCAUCUUGCCCAUUGACCAGAUGAAGACGACCCACAUUGAGAACGAUUACAUUGACUGUCCGGUGGUGGCACAACGGCCAGCCAAUCAGAAGCCGCUCAGAGGGGCCCAUGAAUCCCUCCUGAUCAGCCACCACCACCAGAGCCACCACCCACACACGCAGAGGUGCGACCACCACGACAUCACUCACCCAUGGAUAUCGUUCAGCGGCCGCCCCAGUUCCAUUAGCAGUGGCAGUAGCACCUCAUCGGAUCAGAGGCUACUGGACCAUGCAGCCCCUCCCCCGGUGGCUGACCAGACCUCCCACAGGACUGUCAGCAUGCAGCCCAAGCCUUUGAACUCCAAGCCCUUAGAUCUCAAGGGGGCCGUGACCCUGGAGAGCAUCAAGCAGCACAUGCUGCGCUGUGAGGAAUGUGGGAAAUGCAAGUGCACAGAAUGUAUGCUUCCCAGGGCCUUGCCCUCCUGUUGGGUGUUCAACCAGGAGUGCCUGUGCUCAGCCCAGACCCUGGUGGACUCCGCCACGUGCAUGUGCCUCGUCAAGGGAAUAUUUUACCAUUGCACCACGGAUGAAGACGACGAAGGCUCCUGCGCCGACCGCCCCUGCUCCUGCUCCCAUUCCAACUGCUGUGCCCGCUGGUCCUUCAUGGGGGCCAUGUCUCUGGUGCUGCCCUGCCUUGUGUGCUACCUGCCAGCGAUGGGCUGCCUCAAACUGUCGCAGAAGUGCUACGACAGAACCAGCCGCCCCGGCUGCCGUUGCAAGGACUCAAAAGCCUGCAAAGCAAUGGAGGUUAAAGCAGGCAGCCAGGGGAAACCGUCCUGAUAUGACAUGUGCUUUUUCUUUGUGUGUUGAAUUGUGAAGAGUUCUUAAUCCCCCACUCAUUUCUGAAAGCGUCAAUCCAGUAUAGUUGGAUAACAGCAAUUCUGGUACUUAGGGUUAAACUCCCUCACUUUUUAGUGAAGGUAAUAUUAUGCUAAAUUAUAAGGACUCUUGGCUCAGAUGCCUAAAAUCUUGUUCAACACAAGCGCAUGGUUAAAGGCACACUUUGUGCAAUUUUAAAGUUUAUGGUUCAACAACACAGGUUCUGCUUCGAUGAGGUUCAAUAUGGAAAUAAAAAAAAAAUACAACCCACAGAGCUUUACAUUUCCUUUCCUCCGCAGGCAACGCAAUGUAAAGCAGGCUGGGGAAGGCAAAGGGGUUUCACUCACUACCCCGUUUCAUUAGUAUUAAUUCCACGGCCAAUUGGGUGAAUUCCACAUUUCUUAACAAAGAAGAAGCAGCAAACGGGGAAAAGGGAACGUUAACAAUCUGUCAGAAGUGAAUUGUGUGAAAAUGAACAGAUUCAAGCCCACUCAAUGUCACCCAUCUGACAUUUAAAUAAUGUCGUUGGUUUCAACUUGUGUGAGUCACUUCUCAUCACACUCAUUCGUCCUCACCACAACUCCUUCUAACAAUUUCCCAAAGACCUUUGUUUUGUAAAGGUGUGUGGUAAGCCCUUUUUUAGUGUGAACCUGUUAUUAACACGCAAGCCAGGUUUUCUGUGCCGCUCCUGCAUUUCGAUAUGAAGGAGCUCCUCAGGGAUCAGUUUAUCUAGUUCUCAUGCGCAGUGUUGCAUUAACAAGGGUCUUACUAAACAAGCAUCUAUGAACACAACGCUUUUUCAUUUUGCAUUUCCCCAAAAAUGUGCACAACAUCAAGAAAUCAAGGUAACACUACAGAAAAAAGCACAGUAUAACAGACAUGGUAAAAAUGUGUUUUUUUACAUUUGACCAUCCUGUAUUGCAUUGCCAAGCAUAAUAUUAUAUUCUUGCUGCUCAACUGUACCUGUCUUGUAUAAUAAUAUUGAUAAUAAUAAUAAUAAUAAUAAUAAUAAUAAUAAUAAUAAUAAUAAUAAUAAUAAUAAUAAUAGGUGUCUAUGUUACUGUAAAUAUGUUUUUUGUUUAAAAAGUCUAUUUUAUUGUUUAUAUUCAGGGGUUAAAGCCAAAGGAGUAUUUUGCUAAAUUCUAUUGAAGGGAUAUUUUUGUGUGCACUCAAAAGUGAUCAAAUUGCUCUUAAAGGUACAGUGUCCUUUCUGCAGGGUGAUCUGAUUCAGCAGAAGGGAAUGCUGUGUCAGUAGAUUUCUAACCCCCUAGCUGGCCCCUGCUGUUUAUAUAUGAUGAUGUUUGUACUUGUGUACUUGCACAAAGCAGAGACAACCAUGAGAAAAAAAACAAACCACUGUGCUGUUAUAUGAAUGUAUCAGGCAAUAGUAUUUAAAGCGGCAGUGCACUGUUUUGCUAUUCCUUUGAAUGGUUGAUGCCAAAAAAAUCAGCUCAAAACCCUACUAAAGGACAAAAUUGUUCUUGCCCCUUUAAAAGAAAAAAAGACCUAUGCAGGUUGUAUUUUUGUUGUAUAUAGUUUAAAGACAGAUUUUUUAAAAUAAAAAAAAAUGUUAUAAGCUUA